This is a messenger RNA of Gregarina niphandrodes, 1899 nucleotides long. RefSeq names its product asparagine synthase. The transcript has a single exon. The record is from RefSeq and is a predicted model, not a curated record. Gene Ontology annotation, molecular function: asparagine synthase (glutamine-hydrolyzing) activity. Bases 1 to 1899 code for a protein of 632 amino acids. Lineage: Eukaryota; Apicomplexa; Conoidasida; Eugregarinorida; Gregarinidae.
AUGGCUGAAAAAGCCUUCGAAACAUUACUCUACGAUGAAGACGAUCUGUGUUGGAUCCCUUCUAUCGAUCAAGAGUAUCUGGACGGAAAGCAGCAAGCAAAUGGGCGGCGGAUAGUGUGCAAUUUGGGCUGUGUCGAGUGGCAAACGGACCGUGUUGGUCUACAGCCUUUGUGCUGGAGGCUGAAGCCUUCCAGUUUGAAUCUUGCCAAUAAUUCUCACAAAACGACGCAACGAGAAACUCAGUUGUCAAUGGCACCUGUAGGGUACGUCGAAAGAGGAGGUGUGGAGUUUUCUAUUAUUCCACGGAGUUCAGAAGGAUGGAAAGAGGUAUCUCCCAGGUUCGUUUACACAGCCCGAAGCACGGAGACAAGCUCGACUGUGGUCACGACGCACCUGGACGGAGUACGUAAUGGUGGUUCAAUCUGCAGUAAUGACUCGGUGGUUGUUACGACAUCGUUGCGACCGGAUCCUAUCAUAUACGCCACAGAGCAGGCGAUGAUGGAGGGAGAUAUAGUUUUACCUGAGUUGGAAUCUUUAUUAAGGAUAGCUGUAGCCGAAGCUGUAGUAGUUCCUCCUAGUGGGGAGGUGGACUUACUGUUCAGUGGUGGGUUAGACUCUACGAUUUUGGCGGCUAUAGUGAGUAGUAUGUCGUCGAGUGUUAACUUGUGGAAUGUCUCAUUCGCUGGAGCCACAGCACCAGACCGUCUGACUGCCUUGGCCAGCUACGUCCAGCUCGUAGAACGUUCUCGACAUGCGACAGGCUCGCAAAAAGUCUUACGGCUUUAUUGCUACGAUGUGUGCCCGGAAGAACACACACUAUUACAGGAUACGAUUCUCUCGGCGUUGCACCCGCGAAUGACAUUAAUGGACUACACCAUCGGCAGCACGCUAUUCAUGGGAUCGAGGAUGCGCGGGAAACAGGUCACCUACGAGCAGGCCUGCGAAUUACUGGGUCUGCCCUCUGCUCCCGACGAACGGCACGAGCACACACUCCUACGACUGCUGAAGGACGUGGAUAACACCCUCUGCAUGCCGCACCGCUCCACCUGGCGCGGAGAACCCGCGACCGGAGCGGAAUCAGCCACCAAAGUGGACUCUAUUGGGGGGGAACCGGCUGGGCAUCGACAGGCUUCGUCCGGACAGGCUUCGUCCGGACAGGCUUCGUCCGGACAGGCUUCGUCCGGACAUCGCCAGGCUUCGAUCCUGCGGUGUUUCGCUUGCGAGAGAUACGCGGCCAAGCCGAGCUGCGGGCUCUGUCGGAAGUGCUGUGUCGCAAGGGGACACGCGGAAGCCGUGCAUCGUUGCGUUCCGCAUAGAGUGAACCGCGCACCGAGCGAGACAGCGUCUGUCUUGACACGGCUGCAAACAAGUUGGCCGGCGCUGUACGCCGAGUUGCCAAUGCGCGACCGACUCGUCGAAAAGCCUGGACCGAAAGUGUUGCUAAGUGGCAACGGAGCGGAUGAACUGUUCGGCGGUUACGGACGUUAUCGAACGUGCCAAAACGCGGAAGGAUGUGGGGGCUGGCGUGACGAAAUGGUCCGCGACCUGGCGAAUCUUUGGACCAAAAACCUUGGUCGGGACACACGCGUACUCGGCACCGCCACGAACCAUUGUGUGCGUGGCGCUCUCCCUUUCCUCAACCCCCGCCUGGUCGAUUUCGUAGCCCACCUGCCCACCAACCUCCUGGCCCAUGGCACGCCGGGAUGCACGGCCCCCUUUUCGUUUGAUAAAGCGCUCUUGAGGGAAGUGGCGCUGGAUCGCCUUGACCUGGCCGUCUCGGCCCGUCUAAAAAAAAGAGCGAUGCAGUUCGGGUCACGUUCUGCCAUGUCCAUCUUCGUCGACACGGAGCACAGCCGCCGGUCGUACAAGGGUGAUUCGCUCUUCACCGACGUUUCUUGA